Messenger RNA from Paracoccidioides brasiliensis Pb18, 1068 nucleotides. RefSeq lists its product as uncharacterized. The transcript is spliced from 2 exons. Gene Ontology annotation, molecular function: dioxygenase activity. The record is from RefSeq and is a predicted model, not a curated record. Bases 1 to 1068 code for a protein of 355 amino acids.
AUGUCUUAUGACCAGAAUUUUGCCGGAAUCCCGCUAUUCGCGGAUGACGUACCCUGUGCCCCGCUUCUGCGUCUCUCACUGGAAAAGCUCGUAAACCAUGAUGAGGCAGAGGUGCAACGUUUCUUCAGCGCAUGCAAGGAACUAGGGUUUUUCUAUUUGGACCUGCGUGGCAGCCCUAUUCUUGCUGAGGCUGACGAACUCUUCGGAAUUGGGGAGCAGCUAUUUGAGUUAGAUCUCGACGAAAAACGCCGGUAUGAUUUUAGCAAACAAAAUUCAUAUUUUGGAUAUAAGGAGAAGGGUGCGGCAAUCGUCGACAAGCAGGGGAAUGCUGACAGGAAUGAAUUCUAUAAUGUUUCCAAGGACGAUAUCUUUGGAAUUUCUGACCCCUUACCAGCUCCUGACAUCCUGAAUAAGUCUCGACACCAUUUCAAGUCAUUCAUAGCCAAUGCCCACAGCAUCGUUACAAUGGUUCUUAACCUCCUGAACGAACAACUUCACCUCCCACCAUUAACUCUAGCAAACCUUCAUCGACUUCACGGUGUUAGUGGCGACCAGGUACGAAUGAUCAAAGCGCCACCCCAGCCGCCAGGCGAUAGACGCACGGCGCUAGGCCAGCACACGGACUUCGGCAGCGUAACCGUUCUCUUCAACCGCGUUGGUGGCCUUCAAAUCCUACCACCGGGACAGGACGCGGACUGGUGUUACGUGCGCCCCUUGCCAGGCCAUGCAAUCAUAAAUCUAGGCGAUGCCAUGGUGAAGUUCACGAACGGACUUUUACGCUCUAAUAUCCACAGAGUAGUAUCUCCUCCCGGGGCUCAGGCUGAAACUACGAGGUAUAGCCUGGUGUACUUUUCACGUCCGGAGGAUGAUGUCAUUUUGAAGCGACUAGAGGGGAGUGACUGUAUCCCGCCGUUUGCGCCUGGGCAGGAACCGGAGGAAGAAAUUAAGAGUAAGGAUUGGAUUAUUCGCCGUGCGCUGGGGCAUCGUGUUGCGUUGCAUGGGAAAAUCGAUUUUGACAAGAGUUUGGGUACGGAGAUGAUGAGUCGGAGGCUUCAAUCUUCUAUGUAA